AUGAGUGAUAUUACUAAAUCUGUUACUUCUAUCGAAGAUAUUCCAUUGGCUGAUGAUGAAGAUGAUACUCCCACUAUAGUCAGCGGACGAACACCACGACCAGCACAGCCUUUACCACGUGAGGAGCCACCAGAAGAUCCUGAGGAGAAAGCUCGACUUAUAGCCCAAGUAUUGGAGUUGCAGAAUACUCUGGAUGAUUUGUCGCAAAGAGUUGAUUCAGUAAAGGAAGAGAGUAUGAAACUUCGUUCAGAAAAUCAUGUUCUCGGACAAUACAUCCAUAAUCUAAUGGCUUCUUCAUCCGUUUUCCAGUCUUCUCAACCCAAAAAUGGAAUUAAACAAGAUGACAUAUACGACCAGGGAUUUGAGUUUUAA
Auanema sp. JU1783 is the source of this 372-nucleotide messenger RNA. NCBI's taxonomy places the organism in Eukaryota, Metazoa, Nematoda, Chromadorea, Rhabditida, Rhabditidae. The record is from the annotation of a GenBank genome assembly.